Molecule: messenger RNA, 594 nt
Organism: Caenorhabditis bovis
Lineage: Eukaryota; Metazoa; Nematoda; Chromadorea; Rhabditida; Rhabditidae
Source: the annotation of a GenBank genome assembly
AUGAAAAGGAGUAGAUUGACGAGAGAAGAGAAUGACGCGCGAAUUCGGGGCUAUGGAGUUCGUCUUUUGCCUGUUGAAAACGUCAAUGAUGGUAUUGAAGAAGAAACUGAAGAGGAAUUCGCGGGAAAUUUUGCGGACGCUGGAUGUGACGACUGGAUUCUUGAUCAUCUGUUCACCGAAGGGUGCGACUAUAACGGAACUGACGAGACCAUGGAAAUGCUGCCAAAAGAUAAUGUUUUCAGUGUUUAUCAGGAAUGGAAUAAUGGAGGAGAAAGAUUGAGUGCAGCGGAGUACGACUACUAUAAGGGAAUUGAUUUGGAAUUGGCGAUAUUGAAUAACAUUCGCUCAUGUUUUAUUAGAAAAGAAUUGGAUAUUGGAAAAACCGGACUUGUACUGUUGAACUUGGCUGCUAAGAUCGGAAGAACCGAGGAAGAAGGGAAAGAGAACUUUGGCAAACUUAUUGAAGAUGUCAAUGACUUCGUUCGGCUUGUUCAAGAUAAAAUGCAAAGACUCCUGAGAGCCAUGAACAAAACUCGACUUCAAGCGGUGGAACAAUUUGCAGCCAAAUGGCUAAAUGAUUUGAUUUUUUUGUAA